AACCACACCCCCUUGCUCAGACUUCAGCUGGACCUCAACAGAGAUGGAAAAAUUGCCCUGCUCUGCAUGUUGCUUUGCUUCAGUUGCUUGCGAUUUUACCACACAUAUGUAAAAGAUCGGACUGCCCGCGUUCCUCCUUAUCAACUACGUGACUUAAAAAAGGUUUCCAAAACAAGCAUUUACCUCUAGAAUGCUGAUAAAGGUGAGUUCAUACCUUUAAAUGUCUGCUGCUAACACCCCAAAUGCUCAAGGGGUGUAUUCGCCUCUGCCCUACAGCGACUCCGAGUCCGAAGAGGAGGUUUUCAGCAAAGCUCCGCAGUUAACAUCAAGAAAUCAUGAAUUGCAGCAGCACAAGAAAACAUCCCCAUUGUAUGUUCGCUCGCAGGCUACCCCAAAUGGUAAGCUUUCUAAUGCAGAAAGUUCUUUGAUGGCCGAAUACAGACCCUUGAGCAACAGUGAAACAUCCCUCAAUGGCUUUUCAGACAAAGGAAGGGUGGUUCUGAUAGCAAGUUCACCCAAUGAAAAUGCAAAAUUUGAAAACCCAUUCCCUAAUUCUAAAGCAAUUAAUCAAAACGGUUGGGAGAGCAUGUCUUAUGCUCGAAAAAUCUGCUUCCUCAGCUCGAUAUUUCUGUGCAUAUUCACCAUCGUCGGGUUCUUGUGGAUCUUGCCUUGUGAUCUGGAAUCUAAUUGUAGUGCAAGUAGUGAAUUUAAAGGAGACCACUCUCAACUCACAACACCAGGCUCUUGGGAGUCGGUUUUACAAGGAAUUGAACUAACUGGGCCACCAACGUUUACUCAGGGUCGGCUUAUCUUCACGGUUCGAGGGCCUCAACCUGCUGUAAGGAGUCUCACCUCUGGAGAACCCAGGUGGCACCAGCUUGGUUAUGGGCCUUAUCGUCCCGAUAGAAGGAGUGGUGGACAGGCUGGAGGUGGUGCAUUGGCACUGCUACCCACAACAGGGACUCUGUUGUGGACCAUCAUUAUUCCUGGGGCAGCGCCAACUGCAGCAAAUUGCGAGUUGCUCGAUAUGAAUAACAACGGAAAGAGAGAUUGCCUGUUGGCAAAUUCAGACUGGAUUUUGGCUGCAAUUGAUCCUAUCAAUGGAAAAUUUUUAUGGACGUUGGAUGCGCAACGAGAAAACAGUUCAAGUAGAAAUUCUUCUGAUAGGUUAAUGAAACCUCAACAGCUGAAACCUGCAAAAAUUGUUUUUCCUCCUUUGGUAGUCCAAGACUUGGACGACGAUGAUGUCUCUGAUCUUUUGGCCCUUGGAAGUCUUGUUACUGGGCGGAGUGCUGAUUGUUUUGUACUGAUUUCUGGCAAAACAGGCACCCUGAUAGGGAAACUAGUAAACGUGAGUGGAUGCGUUUCCAUUAGCAAAUUGGAGCUGAGUGAAGAGGGAAGCAUGGAAAGUGUUCUUUUUGACUGCAUGUAUACUGUUGGAGGAGUUUCUGUAAGAAAAAUGGACAUCGGAGAAAUUUAUCUACGUGCCAUUAAUAAAUCCAAGCAGGAUUUAGCAUCAGCACCACCUUUGCAAAAACGCCAGCAGCCCUACAGGGAUCCAAGUGACCAGAAUACAAACAAUGGUCACUCGUAUAUUUUAGAGGCAGAAGGGCAUUUUCUAUCAAUUGAAAAUAUUGGCACUUGUCCCAAGUGCAAAUCAGUUUUGACCCUGACCGACGCUCAAAACAACACAGUUUGGGGGUAUACAGGAAAGGGAGAACGAGCAAUGUCGCCCGUAUCAUUGCACUUCUCUGGAGCUUCUUCACUAAGCAAUUCCGGAAACUCUGCUCACAAAAAUGGAUUUGUUUUCAAACUUUGGGUGUGGCCUCCCUCGGCUCCAAAGUCGAGCAAGGCUUCAAGAAAACCAAAAGAUGAAGAACCUUACCAUAAACUACUCAAAAGGAGUGAUAACAAUUACAUUAUUGACCACGGAGGUGUUGAAGAAGGCAGUCCUAGUUUGAAAAAUGACGUUGAGGUUCUCGAGUUGAAGGAAAGAGUAGUAUUGAUCACAUUCAGUAGCUCUGACCUGCAUGUUGUGAAUGCCAGUCAAAGCAACAUUGCUGUCCUUUGUGCCACAAACAAGCAGCGAUACCGAAGUUCCUUUGAACCCGUUUGCCAGCCAGAAUUAGCAGCCCAACAAAAAUCUCUGUUGGUUGCUGAUUUGGAUGAGGAUGGAACACAAGAAUUAGUUUCCUUCACCUCCACGUACAUCCCUAUAACGGAGCCUGCCACGAUGAGCAGCACAAACCAUCCAAAUAGAAUUAGCGCUCCAAUAUCUCCUGCGAUGACCUCGUGGGAGCUCAUUUCGAAGAUCAAAGUGAUCCACCUUGAAACAGAGCUGUCUAAACUAAAGUAGUCCGAGCACGAGUUUGCAUCAUUGGUUAAAUAUUGCAAAUCUAGUCACCUCAGUUAUAAUCCAGUCAUUACUCAAAUGCACAAUGGAUGAUAUUGUUUAGGAUCUCUCAAUGCCUUACAGUCAGACGACCUUAAUAAUUUUGUUUGUAAAGAAUGUCUCUUGCAAUGCCUUGUAAAUAUUGUAUUAACUAACAAAAUUAAAUAAUAUGAUGCAAAUACACAAUCGGGUCCAUAAAUUAAUAUGCUAGAAGGCUUUUUUAUAUUAUCGGGAAGAACUAUAGGGUGAAGUGCUAGUAUUAUAUUGUUAAGUUUUGCUUGAUCCUUUCCAAAAUUUUGUGUAAUUAUCACAUCGUUAUAUUCAUUAUUUAAUUAACUCUAUGUCAUUUUCAUGAAAUACAGCUUCUACUAAUACAUUUGGUUUUUUAAAUUGAGUUGUGAAAUUGUGAUUUUUAUAAGUAUUGAUAAGCGAUGUUCUUUUUAUAUUUAAUAUUUAUGUUACUAUACCUUAUUACAAUGCAAUACAUGUACCUUUCUGUUACUAAUUAUUUAUUUUCUAAGGUUUAAUAAUUUUUUUAAUUUAGAUCCAUGGUUGUAAUUUUACUCCUGAUAUUGAUUGAUUUUAUUUGUGAAUAUAAGGGUUCCUAUUUUUACGGUUUGCCUUUGCCCUCCUAUAUUAUGCAAAUACAGCACAGCGCAUGGAACAAGAACGGUUUUAUUAUUAUU
This is a messenger RNA of Neocloeon triangulifer, 3078 nucleotides long. RefSeq lists its product as uncharacterized. Gene Ontology annotation, molecular function: protein binding. NCBI's taxonomy places the organism in Eukaryota, Metazoa, Arthropoda, Insecta, Ephemeroptera, Baetidae. The coding region runs from base 221 to 2356 and encodes 711 amino acids. The record is from RefSeq and is a predicted model, not a curated record. The transcript is spliced from 11 exons.